Onychomys torridus (southern grasshopper mouse) is the source of this 1306-nucleotide messenger RNA. RefSeq names its product stem-loop binding protein (gene Slbp). Bases 286 to 1071 code for a protein of 261 amino acids. Gene Ontology annotation, molecular function: histone pre-mRNA stem-loop binding; mRNA binding. The transcript is spliced from 7 exons. Gene Ontology annotation, cellular component: histone pre-mRNA 3'end processing complex; cytoplasm. Gene Ontology annotation, biological process: mRNA 3'-end processing by stem-loop binding and cleavage; mRNA transport. The record is from RefSeq and is a predicted model, not a curated record. Lineage: Eukaryota; Metazoa; Chordata; Mammalia; Rodentia; Cricetidae.
GGGCAGCUGCAUCAGGAGUUGGAGUUUGGCGACCGCCUGCAGUUCCGAGGCUUAGGUCGGGACCGGGGCCGCCAGCGGGGCGCGCAGAGCCGAGGAGGGCUCCCCUACAGGUGAACGUCCGAUGGUUUGGUCCGACCCCGCGCGCGCCUGCGCGCGCGCGGGAGUUGCUGAGGGGCGGGGCCGCUGCGCACUUAAGGGCGGUUGGACUAGCCGAGCUCAGACCUCGUCAGCGCCGUCGCCGCGGGAGCUGCUUGCUGCUGAACCGGUCUCCAACCCUCCGCCGCCAUGGCCUGUAGACCUAGAAGCCCACCCCGGUACGGGAGCGGCCGCGACGGCAUUGCAAGCCCGCGGUCCCCUGCGAGAUGGAGCCUCGGACGGAAACGCAGAGCGGACGGAAGGGACCGGAAGCCCGAGGACGACCAGGAAGGCGAGCGCCAGGUUGCGGACCGUCGACCUGAAAGCUUUACAACUCCUGAAGGUCCUAAGCCCCGUUCUAGAUGUUCUGACUGGGCAAGCGCAGUUGAAGAAGAUGAAAUGAGGACCAGAGUUAACAAAGAGAUUGCAAGAUAUAAGAGAAAACUACUCAUAAAUGACUUUGGAAGAGAAAGGAAAUCUUCAUCAGGAAGUUCUGAUUCAAAGGAGUCUAUGUCUUCAGUACCAGCUGAUGUGGAGACGGAUGAAAGUGUCUUGAUGAGAAGACAGAAGCAGAUCAACUAUGGGAAGAACACUAUCGCCUAUGACCGAUACAUUAAAGAGGUUCCUAGACACCUACGACAACCUGGAAUCCAUCCUAGGACCCCCAACAAAUUUAAGAAGUAUAGUCGGCGAUCAUGGGAUCAACAGAUCAAACUCUGGAAAGUGGCUCUUCAUUUUUGGGAUCCUCCUGCUGAGGAAGGAUGUGAUUUGCAAGAAAUACAACCUGUAGAUCUUGGAGAAAUGGAAACAGAAUUCACAGAAAGCAGCUCUGAGUCCCAGACAAGUUCACAGGAUAAUUUUGUAAGUACUUCCUUUGGUUCUGUCUCUCAGCUUGGGUGUUUUAAAUCACUUGAGAAAUACCACUCUACAUACUGAGGUUAGAACUGAAAUUUGGUUAGAAUGUUUAUGAAAGGGGGACUUUUUCCCAUCAAGAAAUACCAAAUUGAUCACAGAUUGGGUUCUGAGCAUUUGAGCUCAGUUUGAGCUUUUGGUUCAUUCUACCUUUAAUUACUACUUUUAGUGAACUGCUGGUGUAGGGAUCAUCUCCUGAGUGCUUAUGUAGGGAAUAAUUGUUGGUUAGUUUUGUUUUGAUUUGAGACAGGAUCUCUCU